AUGUCCGACGCUGUAGCUGGCCAACCUGCAGAGCAAUUAAUGGAGGAGCCACCGGUAUCGAUUCAAAAUCGUCGGAAAGAGAAAGCACCACACCGCCGUUACGGCUUCGCGUGCUCGAGCUGCAGAAAGCGCAAGGCCAAAUGUAGUGGCGAAUUUCCUUCCUGCAAUGCGUGCACCUUGCGAAGGGAAAGAUGUUCAUAUGAAAAGUUGUGUGUCCAAUUCUUGAUACAAACCACUACUAACGAAAAUCACCACAGGCCAUCAGUUGCGUAUACUGUCGCGAUUCAGAAUCAGCUCAAAGCGUACCAAGCUCGCUUUGAGGAGCUCCGAAAUGCUUCUACAUCUGAAAGAGAAUUUUUACUUGACCAGCCUGUGAUUGCUAACAACCCUGGCCGAUCACUGUCAAGAGAUUCGCCUAUGGAUGAAGAAAUCAUCGAAAACGACCGUGAUAAAGCUCCCGAGGAGAGACUAAACGAGCUCCCAGCAGGAAGUAUUGACCCCUAUUCGGAAGCAUCUGUUGACAGUACGGGUCGGGUUUGUUUCUACGGCCCUACUAGCUUGUACCAUGUCGAACCCCAGUCUGAAGAUACGUUAGAGCUGUCGGUGGAAACUCACAAUCAAAUUGAUGAGCCGGGGUUUCCGAAGACAGAUUUUCCAGCCGCACCGAUUGGAUCUGCCGAGAACUUCAUCGCGUCAGAAAUAUCAUCGGAUCUACAGAACGAGCUUUUGGGGGUCUACUGGUGCUUCCCUCAUCAUUUUCAUUUGGUUCUCUGUAAAAGCGUGUUUUUAAGGCAUUAUGCGACACCAUUCCUACUGAGUACUGUACUAGCUCAGGCCGCGCGAUAUUCUGAUCAUCCGGAUGCUACGCAGGUUGGAAACCACUUCGCAAGCCGUGCUUUGCAACUGUUACCAAAAGAAAUCGAUCGUGGCAGUAGUUUCACAGCGAUACAAGGCCUACUGAUCCUUUCAUCACGAGAGUGUGCCUGUGGCCGAAUCUCACAAGGCUGGCUUUUCUCAGGAAUAGCGUUCCGGAUGAUGCGCGAUUUGGGGUUGCAUGUAUCUCAAAAGAAACUUGGCCCCCUUGCUCGCCAGUACACCAAAGAGCACUUGUCCCUACGCCAGCAACUCUUCUGGAGCUGUUACACAUGGGACAAAUCAAUGAGUCUCUGUCUUGGGCGAGCGCCAAUUAUUCACGACUAUAUCGAGAUACCUACUCCAGACUGUUUGGUCGAUGGAAGGGAAACUGAUCAAGAGCCGUGGAAACCACCUAGCGAAGAGAGACACGGCCCUCCGGGUCUGAUCACUCAACCAACGCUAAGUGCGGCACGGUUUGCAGCUUACUGUGAGCUUUAUGUGAUUGUUUCCGACAUACUGGACAUGUUAUACCUAAGACCUCGAAAUACCCAGCGACCUCAACUGCUGGGAUACCUCGACACUACGUUGCAGAAAUUACGAAAUUGGUCCUCCAAAUUACCAGACGGGCUUCUCAUACAGCAUGAAACCGGUGCUGCUACAUGCCCCCCGUCACACAUCCUUUUGUUAAAUCUUGUCCAUCAGGCAACAAUCAUACUGCUUUGUCGACCGUACCAGAGUGUCUGUACUCGAGCCAUGGAGUUGUGUAUCAAGUCGGCCAAAAUGAUUGACACGCUUUUCACCAUGCACAUGCGACGCUUUGGAUUUCGCUAUCUGACCUACCUUCAAUCAUACACUUUAUUCGUUGCAUGUACAAUCAACGUUGUCGACUUAUAUGAAAACCGCGCACCUUCAAGUGCGGCCAGCGCGGGGCAAACAAGUGUGACAGGUGCAAAAUUUGAUAAGCAACUCGCAGAUGAAGCAAGCAGCAGACUUGCUUUUGGGUUGAAAAUGCUUCGGCAAGCUUGGAGCACACCAUCCGCUGCUCGGAGUGCGAAUGUUCUAGAACAUCUUCUUCAGAGGACUUUUCAUAGUCCGCGAUCUUCUACAAUGGAGGAUAUGCCCGAGGCUGACCGUCAAUAUGGGUACGUCUCUCAUUCGACCCCAUCACCCGCCGACAAUGCUCAACGACGUGUCGUAGGGGCAGAGGCAGACACGGAAAAAAGAGUGGCUUUGGCACAUGCCGCAAAGGAUACAGAUGGGGAGGACAGGCAAAACCUGGCUUUUCCUUAUCACAGUUGCUCAGCUUAUGCAACUUCAAUGGGCCCUAUGGUGGAAAAUUCUAGGAUGGACGCUCCAGUGGGUGAUGCGAACAAUUUGGGGCCGCUGGGGUCGUUGAUUUCUGAAAUGCCGGAUAGCUCUGCCACUUAUUAUCCAAGGAGUGAAGACCUUACAGGGGCUGUUGAAACUCCUAUGCACUGGCUUACUGAGAACAUGCAUGACGACGGGAGCUGGAUGCUGAUGAUGGAUAUUGGGAGUCAUAAUGCACCCGUUACGGAUUAUUGGAUAGCACCCGAAAGUGGCAAUGAUUGA
Molecule: messenger RNA, 2445 nt
Organism: Penicillium verrucosum
Lineage: Eukaryota; Fungi; Ascomycota; Eurotiomycetes; Eurotiales; Aspergillaceae
Exons: 5
Coding region: 1-2445 (814 amino acids)
Biological process (GO): regulation of DNA-templated transcription; DNA-templated transcription
Molecular function (GO): zinc ion binding; DNA-binding transcription factor activity, RNA polymerase II-specific; DNA binding
Source: RefSeq, a predicted model, not a curated record